Hylaeus volcanicus is the source of this 1968-nucleotide messenger RNA. RefSeq names its product retinaldehyde-binding protein 1-like. Lineage: Eukaryota; Metazoa; Arthropoda; Insecta; Hymenoptera; Colletidae. Gene Ontology annotation, molecular function: phosphatidylinositol bisphosphate binding. Bases 479 to 1495 code for a protein of 338 amino acids. The transcript is spliced from 9 exons. The record is from RefSeq and is a predicted model, not a curated record. Gene Ontology annotation, cellular component: membrane.
CCAGCACGAGGCAGUGUCUUCAGUCUUCACCGGUGUCCCGACUACGCUGGAUCCUUUCCGCCAUCGCAUUCCGCGCUCGGUCGCAUCGCUCUGCUUCGUCUCCCUCCAACGUUGGGGAAACUCGAGGACUCCGGUGAUCGAUAAGCCAGGUCCUACCGCGGUGAUCAAGAAUUUUCUCGCGUAGAAACCUCGUGAAAUGACAUCCAGCCGCACGAGUCGAGCAUCCAGAACUGUGUGAGCGGUCCCACCUCGAAGAAGUAAAUUUCCCAGCCGGCUCUGGGCAGAGCACGAUUCUCGAAGAGCGUCGAUUUAGUCCCAGGAGUAUCAUCUUGAUCCCGUUACCUUGCUCCCAGGAGGUACGCGCACCAAGCUCCUGGUUUAUUCAGGUUUGAUCUGAAUGAGCCAUAAAUACCAAUAAUACAAUCGGUCCGAACGUCGUUCUUUGUGGUGUAACCCCUGACUAGACAGGAAGCUGACGAUGUAUGUCCGACAGAUAGAAGUCCUCCCUGGCAAACAGAUGGCCAGACCUGUUAACGGUUCCUCCGCCAUGGCGAGGGAAGAGGAUCAGGACGCCGACGGGACGAUCACGAAGUUGAGGGAGGUCCCCCAAUUCAAGGUAGGCAAUUUCAUCUUGACGGUCGACUUCAACGACGGGGACGAGGAAUAUCAGGAGAAGGCCACAAUGGAGCUGAGGGAAACGCCAGAAGUUGUUCAGCAGGCCUUGAAGGACAUUAGGGAGAUGCUUAAAGACGAGGCCGAUCUGAUCCUUCCGGACGACGAUGAAUUUUUCCAGAAGUUCAUGCGACCUUGCAAGUGGUACCCAAAAAGUUCCUUCGAACUGAUGAAGAGGUUCUACAAAUUCAGAUUGAGUCAUCCACGUUACUGCGAAAAUUUAGUGCCAAGCAACGAGAAGAAGACGCUCUCCUCGGAAAUACUGAUCCCAUUGCCAGAACGCACCUCGCACGGUUGCAGAGUACUUCUGAUCAACGCUGGAAAAAAAUGGAAUCCGAAGGUCAUCAACAUCGACGAAAUAUUUCGAGCGAUUAUGCUGUCGCUGGACGCUGCCAUGGCCGAACCGAAAACACAGAUCUCUGGCGUGCACGUAAUUCUUAAUAUGGAAGGCUUCUCGCUAAGCCACGUCACGCAAUUUACCCCGAGUUUCGCCGCAACGGUAACAGAUUGGGUGCAAAGAUGUUUGCCUUGUCGUCUUAAGGGCAUCCACAUAGUGAAUCAGCCUUUUAUAUUCAACAUGGUCUACGCUAUUUUCAAACCUUUCCUUAUGGAGAAAACGCGUAAAAGGAUUAUAUUCCACGGCUCGGAUAGGAAGUCAUUGAUUUCUCACCUGGGCACGAAACCUCUUCCCGUUCAGUUCGGCGGAGAGCUGGCCGUGCCAAAUGUCCCGAUUGGCGAGGGUAUAUGCGAGUACUUCUGCUGGUUCGAAGAAGAUUUCGAAACUGCCAACAAGUUUGGAUACAUCAAGACAGAGACACGAUAAAACAAAUGGCGGCUCGACGUCAACCCGAUGAUCGUCGACACCGAAACACUUCGAGGUUGCAAUGACCAUUUUGUCCGGAAAACAAGGGGAGAAGGAUUUCUUGGUUCCAAUUGAUUACAGUGGAAGUGUACAAACCGAGAGAGUUUAGCGUUUAUAAUCGAAGUAAUUAAGAAGUAAUUUAAGAAGCUAGAUGUAAUUAUUUUUGUUAUCGAUGAAUGAGAUAUUAGUCACGUUACGUGCAAUAAAGGGGUAGUUUUCCAAUGAAUUUGAUAAGAAUUGUCUAUUGGAUUCAGUGGAGACGUUCAAUCCUGAAUCUCGAAUUUAAAAACGCGGUGGACGAUUGUGUUAUCGACAAUUUAAACAUAUAACGCAAUUGUUUAAGUCGUGCAAGACUUACAACAAUAUUAAAAUAUGUUAACGUAUGAGUUGUUAGAAUCAUUGAAGAUUCCAAUAAAGAAUAGUUCUAACCGUGA